Messenger RNA from Sipha flava (yellow sugarcane aphid), 3339 nucleotides. RefSeq lists its product as uncharacterized. The transcript is spliced from 13 exons. NCBI's taxonomy places the organism in Eukaryota, Metazoa, Arthropoda, Insecta, Hemiptera, Aphididae. Gene Ontology annotation, molecular function: protein binding. The coding region runs from base 221 to 3235 and encodes 1004 amino acids. The record is from RefSeq and is a predicted model, not a curated record.
AUUCGUGUUUAAUGAUGCUCGUAAAGUCGUAACGCUGUGCCUGUACCCGUGUUGAUUUUAAUAUUUGACGAAAUUCAUUAAAUUACCAACAUCCAAAACAAGAGUUAAUCCUAGAUGAUUACCUGCACCCCAGGGUCUCCAAGGUAUAAAUUCAGCUGGUGUAUUUGGUGGGUACCCGUUUUCAGGGGUCCAAUUUGCAGACGGAUUUGGAAAGGUGAAUAUGAAUGGCGUAAAAGAAAAAAAUGACGAGAUUUCUACAAUUUACAAAAUAUUUAAAGAAUUAUAUUUGAAAGCUCCACCAAUUUUAAAAGAUUUAUCAAGUAAAUCUAUAGAUAUUGAUUACAAAAAAAACCUAGAUGAUCAUAUAGAUUUUAUAACCAUUGAAAAAUAUUUUCAAGAUAAAAAGUACUGUUCAAUAACUGAUGUAGUUAAAGAUAUAAGACUUGUGUUUUUAAAUUGUUACAAGUUUUAUGGUACUGAAAGUGAUCAUACAAUUAAAUCAUUAGAACUUGAAGAACUAUUAGAAAAAGAAAUUAGUUGCCUAAAUGAGUAUUACAGAGCAUUAGCUGAUAUUAAACUUACCUUCAAAUUGCUUGACUUAGAUGAAAAACCAAUAUCCAUUGUCCAGUACCCAAAAGAUUGUUAUGAUUCGAUAUUAUUGAAAUCAGUAGCACACUGUCACCCUGAACGAUUAAAAAACGAAAAUUAUAAAAUAUUGUGUUCUACUAAUGGUGUAGAUAAUGCCCAUGUAUUAGAAGAACUAACAGGUUGGGAAACAGAAAUUUAUUUUAUUGAUCAUUAUCAAUAUAUUAGUUCAAUGUGGGAGUUACCAGAAAUAGGUAACUUUCUGGCAAUUAUAUUUAAAGAACUUGAUAUUGACAUAAUAAAUCAAGGUAUAAUUGAAAGAAUGUUUGUAAUGCCUAAAGAAUCAACAACUAUGAGCAAAAUCAUGUCUUUUUUAUUAAUGCCAACUAAAAAAAAUAUAAAAUCUAGUGAUCAAAUUAUGCCUUAUAAAGUUUGGUCUGAAAAACUUAGCAACAGAUUAUCAGAAUGGUAUAAAAUAUAUCAUGCAAAAGAACGAAAUAAAGUAAAUGUUAUGAAUUUGCUGGGUAUCCAUCCAGAUUUUUGGGCUGUUGUAGGUGAUGAAAAUCCUCUAAUUGUAAACGAUUAUUGUGAACUAUCAUAUUUGGUUAAGGUUUGGCUCGUAAAAGGACUCUGUGAUUAUGUUACUAAUAAAUAUAAGACCAUCAAUGAUAUUAUAUUAAAUUGCAAUGAAAGACAAUGUACAAUAUGGAAGAAUGAUUUGGAAACCGAAGAAUAUUUUUAUUUUAAAUCAAUGCCUGAUUUGAGGAUAUAUUAUUAUUUUAUUCCAUAUGAUCAACCAAAUCUUGAAUUUCUUCAAACAGAAAAAAUUAAAGAAGACACAAAGAAUGAAGAACUAUUGUCCAAAUCUAGUAUUCCUAAUAUUUUUUUUUCUAAUUUACGAGUACAACCAAAUGGAAAAUAUUUUAAAAUUAUAGCCGAUUCUGUUCAAGGUUUAAGAGCAUUCUUAAAUGAACUUGAUAUUGAAAAUAAAUCUGUCCCUAAUAACUUAAUAAGUGCUUUAGAAAAAUUCAUUAGAGAAAUUGAACCAGAAGAAUGUAAUCUAAUUGUUUUAAACAAUAACUCUAAAAUAAAAUUGUAUAAAGAAUGGAAAUCUUAUUCAGAGAGAUAUGAAAAUGAUGAGAAUAAAGCAAUAAGUUGGGAAAAAAAAGAAUCAAAAUCAAUAUCUCAAGUUGUCAAUAAAGAAAUCAUUUCGGAGAAACGAAAAAGAUCUAUUGUUCAACCAAAAUAUAAUAGUAAUAAUUUUAUACUUUAUUCUGAUGAAUAUGAAAGUAAAAUUGAUGAAGAAUGUAGUGAAACAAAUGAAUCUUAUAAUGACUAUAGUGACUCUGAGGACGAAUGGGGUCUUAUAAAUCAGAUUAAGACUAAUAUAACUAAACAAGCGACUAAACUUGAAGAACUCGAAAGAAAAUUAAUAAAAGAAAAGAAAUUGUCAAACAUCAACGAAAAAGUUGAACCUACUGAACUCCAAAAAAAUCUAAAUUCAGUUAAAAAAAAGUUAGUAAAUAAAAAAUGUGAUUAUUUUAGUUCAAAUAACAUGGUUAAUGAAAAGAAUAUGAACGAUAUAUUAUUAAUUGACAGUGAGGACGAAGAAGAUAAAGAAAUAUUUGACAGCAAUAAGUCAAAUCAUAUUGUUGAAAAUUAUAAAAAUGAUGUGUCGAGUGAUGAAGUUAUUUUACUAAUUGAUAGUAAGAAAGAAGAAGAUAAUCAAAUAAUUGUAAGCAAUAAGCCAAAUCAUAUUGUUGAAAAUGAUCAAAAUGAUGUUUCGAGUAAUGAAGUUAUUUUACUAAUUGACAGCGAGAAAGAAAAAAAUAAUCAAAUACUUGCUAGCAAUAAACAAAAACGUAAAAUAGAUAGCAGUACGAAUAAAGAAGAAACAGAUACUAAAAAAAUUAAUAUUGGUGAUUUAAAAGAUGCAGAAAUCAUAACAUUAAAUGAUGAUAAUUUGUACAGUUGUGAAAUUCUUAGCAAGAAUAACGAAAAAGGUAUUUCUACAAUAAGCAAUUCUGUUGAAUCUAACAAAAAUGAUGAAGUUAUUUCAAUUGAAGAUGAUGAAGAAAUUCUUAUUAGCGAUGAUGAUGAUGAUGAUAUACAGUUUAUUGGGUGCUCUAUGAAAACUCAGAAUUUAGAUAUUAAUAAACCUUCAAGAUUAAGGAAUAAUUUUAACAGAUCACAAAAUUGUAUUUCCAGAAAAAAGCAAAUAACUAAUACCACUUAUACUACUAAUACCAAUUAUGUUAAACGCCAAGCACCACUUACAAAAUCUAAUAUACCAAAGCUUUCACCAAAUAUUUCUAUAAUACCAGCUAAUAUUCAUCUACCUAAAGAUAUCCAAGUCACUGUGGUAAAGAAACAAACUACAAUGCCUGUGUAUUUUAAUUCUACCAAAAAAAACUUUGGGUCUAAGAGUGAUCAGAAUAAUUCUAAAACUGUUAAUGUAAAAUGUAAAGUUAUAACAAAAUCAAAUUAUGAUGGUGAAGUAAAGUUUUAUAUUGAUUUACCAAAUGGUAAAUAUCAUCCUGUAUCUGAUGAGUUGAUGAAUCAAUACUUAAAGGAGCAUAAUAACAGAUUACCUGAUUACUGGUUGGUACCUUUAUCAGUAGAGGUAGCAAAAGAAUAUGGUUUUGUCUAAGUUAUGUUAUAAAAACAUAAUUUAUAGUAUCAUCCUGUUUUACAAAUGAUCUCUAUUUUACUAUUAUUAUUAUUUUAGAAAUCAAAUAAAUAUACUAGAUCUUA